Messenger RNA from Acanthisitta chloris (rifleman), 231 nucleotides. RefSeq names its product phosphodiesterase 6G, cGMP-specific, rod, gamma (gene PDE6G). The transcript has 3 exons. Lineage: Eukaryota; Metazoa; Chordata; Aves; Passeriformes; Acanthisittidae. Gene Ontology annotation, biological process: positive regulation of epidermal growth factor receptor signaling pathway; visual perception; positive regulation of G protein-coupled receptor signaling pathway. The record is from RefSeq and is a predicted model, not a curated record. Gene Ontology annotation, cellular component: photoreceptor outer segment membrane. The annotation marks the transcript as partial. Gene Ontology annotation, molecular function: 3',5'-cyclic-nucleotide phosphodiesterase activity; cGMP binding.
UCGGCCACGAGGGUCACUGGGGGUCCUGCCACUCCCAGGAAGGGACCCCCCAAGUUCAAGCAGAGGCAGACGAGGCAGUUCAAGAGCAAACCCCCCAAAAAGGGGGUGCAGGGGUUCGGUGAUGACAUCCCAGGCAUGGAGGGGCUGGGAACAGACAUCACCGUCAUCUGUCCCUGGGAAGCCUUCAGCCACCUGGAGCUGCACGAGCUGGCUCAGUAUGGCAUCAUCUAG